UUCGCGUGAGCACACAACAAUCUUCGCGCACCUUUUAUAAAUAGGAUGCCUUCGCCGCUUCUGGCAUCGAAAGAAAACUUUUCAGUGUUUUCAGUUUUUUCAUGGGCUGUUCGCACACUCGCAUCGCUGACAAAAAUAGUGUGUAUGUGCGAGCGAUUUUUUUGUCGCGGACCGGUAGAGAUCGGGCCUUGAUGACAACGCUUCGUUUGAGUUUGAGAAGCCGUUAGAACUUUUUGAAGGUGCUGACAAUCAACCACCAUCAUGAAUUUGAUGUUCAGGAAAACCUUCGGCGAGCAGAAGACCGGGACGACGACCAGCAAGUGCACCAAGUCCAGCGCAGGUCGACAUACGAGCAAGAGAAGCAGAGAACAAGGAUACACGGCGAUGGAGGAGCAUCAUUAUCGCACACAUUUGUUUUUUAGUCCACCCCGUAGUAGUUUCGGUCCCGGUGACGACGAUGGUUACCAUGACCCAACAGGUAAUGCCCAAAGAAUGCAAAGAGCUAUAUUGCAUACAGAGCCGCGGUGCGGUCCUAUGACGGGGGCGGGGGGCGAGCCGCUGCCGAUGCAGUCGACGAUCUCUCCUGCAAUGACGGAGUCCGACCUGCCUCAGCCUCUGGUGGUAAGGAGCCCUUCGGUAUCCCUGAUGAAGUGGCCCAGUCAAUCUCCGACCAAAACGACACCCACGCGACAGGUCAACUUCAAUUAUGGAAACGAGGGGAGCCAUGCAGAUACUCAACGAACGCUCUCUGGCUUGGAUAGGGACUGUUUUAUUAUCCCUGUUCACAGUCUGGAUAGGUUCCUUCCUGCGGGAGUCCCAAUGCCAAAACCAGUAAAUAACAACUCCUUGGAGAAAAAGGGAAAUCUUCAUGUGAUGGAGGUACCAGAUCCGAAAUUAUGUGUCUUAUGCCAUUUAAUGAGUCCCUUGGAACCAGUAGAUCCCGUUUUAGAAUCACCUUUAGUCCAGCCCUUAUUGAAGCAGAGGGUUAUAGCGGGCGAACUAGUAAACGAUAUAGCACAAGCCAAAACGGCGAUAACGGGAAUGUUACUGGCUAAUAUGGAGAGGAAUGGUGAAUUCCCGUUUAUAACAUAUUAUGUGAUAAAUACGUCGCAAACGAAUCCUGUGAUGUUCUACAAUAAUUUACGCACUGCCAGUUUAAGCAAGUUCGAUCCAAGGACAACUAGAUAUACUGCAGCGCAUACCUUGGACCUAUAUACAGAAGUAGCUUCAAUAUGUCGGCCCCCAGUACACGAAAUCGGUAUGUCGUUACUAAAAACACAAAGUUCAUCCACUGGCUAUAUGGUAUCUGUCUAUAAGGUCUUCGAAGGAGAUGAUAGAGAGAAGUUCGAACGAAAUUGGCUGUACUGGACAGGUGCAAGAAUGAUCUACCGAUAUCUACCACAAGCAGCAGGCUUGAGGCGUAUUUCCCUUCACAAAUCGUUGAGUCCAAAAGGAGACAAGAUGUACAUAUUACUAUGCGAAUGUGCGAACUUACUAAGCGAUGUGACUGUUUGUGCUUUAAUUUUGCCUGCCCUAAGGGCGAGGUUGACUGGGUAUACGGGAAUUUUUAGACCAUUACAGACUUUUUAAAAAGUGGGUCCAACUAAGAUAACCUUUUACAUAUCUUAUACAUGCAUAUUUAAUAAUCGUUACAGGUUGUACCUAUGGUUUCCAAAUCUAAAAGUCAAAAUGUACUACAAAUUAUAAAAUGUAUUGGCAAAUUAAUCCUCUUUCCUAAUAAAUCAACAAAACAGAAAAUCGACAAACUUUGAACAUCAAUAAAAAAUAUUGUCGACGUAACAAAACUAAGUAUAUUUUUGAUUGCUUUUAUUGGAAAAGUUUUUUUGGUGGUCUGAUGAUAUAUUAGAUAGCAUUGUACAAAUUUAUGUUGAAGUGUUUUCAAUAAAGUAGAAAUGAAGGUUAUUAUUAGAAGCUCAAAAUAUACCUACAAUGCUAUCAUUAGAUCAUUACAGAUUUUAUGGAGUAAUAACAUGAUUAAUAUUUACAAUAAAUAUUUGCUGAAGAAAACCAAUUAUACGGUGAAAAUUUUAUCAAAAAUUUGAGGCGGGUGGGUUUUUGUCGAAAAAUGUCGAUUUCAUACCCUCCAGUUAGACCAGAUAGACAAUUCGAAAACGGCGGGUUCGUUGGAAAAAAUAUUACCAUGAGAUUUUUUUGCAUAAGUAAUCACAUUUGUAAUACACCCCAGAAUAAGGUUCAAGAAGUCGCCCACGCGAAAAGUGGUCCAAAUUUUUUUUAACACUUUUUUUAAUCAAAUUGCAAAAAUUUCUAUUUUUGGUCCUGACAAUUUUUUUUAGGUUUUUUAAACCAUUCUGGACAAAAAAGUUUGUUGUAAUUUUUGUCUAAAGUUGAUGGUUUUCGAGUUAUAAGCAAUUUAAAAUUUGAAAAACGCGAAAAUGGCCAUUUUUAAGACUUAAUAACUAGGUUUUUUUGUUAUUUUUUACAAACGCCAUCUGUUUAUUUCAAACUAUAAACACUAAGCAUUUUUGUUGAACAGAAUUUGAUGAUCCUCUACAUGAUCCUGAAGAAAUUUGUAUCAUUAAUUUAUUACUAAGCUGUUAGUUUUAAUUAUUAUUAACAAUAAGCCGUAAGAUCGUAUUGACGCGGCUGUAAAAUGUGAGUACGAGAGUAAGAUCCCCAUUGCACUGCCGAAAUGACAUCUCUCUCGCACUCACCAUAGACGGCCGCCUAAUACGUGCAGGUGUUCAUUAUUAUUACUUAAAAAUAACAGUUUAGUAAUAAAAUAAUGACAAAAAUUUCUUCAGGAUCUUGUAGAGGGGGCUUUAAACUUUGAUUUAGUCACUUUCUGACUUUCAUAAUAAUAACUUUUACCAAUUUAUUGAGCCUUGAAUAUCGCCAUUUUUCGUUUUUUUAAUUUUAAAUUGUUUAGAACUCGAAAACGAUCAACUUUAGGGAAAAAUUACAAGAGCCCUUUUUUGUUCAGAAUGGUCCAAAAAACCUAACAAAUAUUUGUACGGGCCAAACAUAUUGAUUUUUGCAAUUUGAUUAAAAAAAUUGUUAAAAAAAAAUUUGGACCACUUUUCACGUGGGCGACUUCUUGAACCUUAUCUGGGAUGUUUCACGAAUGUGAUUGUGCAAAAAAAUCUCAUGGGAAUAUUGUUUCUAACGAACCCGCCGUUUUUGCUUUGUCUAAGGGCGGAUCUGUUUUGAGGUGGAUGUGACAAAUGGCAGUCUGAUUUUUGCAGAAAAAGAUAUGUGAUAACUUCAGCAAUGAUAAUUUUAAUUAUCCUCCCUCUUAGGCCUGGAUCCCGCAUACCAAAACAAAGUUUAUUAAUAGCAAGCUGAAAAUUUGUUAAUAGCUUCACGGUGUUUAGUCGGACAAACUUUGAUGGACGGGAACACUGGAACAGGACAAGUUUUAAUUAAUUAAUUAAUUAAUUAAUUAAUUGAGGAACGUGUCAUCCUGACAAGUUUAUGAUCGUGAAAACUAGCAGAUUGUUGUUAAGUUUAUUCAAUAGCAAAUUUUAUAUUAUAAUAUAUGAAAAAAUGUUCAUGUGACAGAUAUAUUGGGCAUUUUAAUAAGUCCGACACGUAGAACAUGUCAAAUAACAGCAAUUUUUUGGUGGUAAAUAGCAGUCUGAUUUUUGCAAGAGAGUUUAAUAAAAGGGUAACAAACCAAUUAGAAGUUCUGUCCGACAAAAUACAUGGGACCUUUUCGUAGUCUGACGUUCAAAACCUGUAACCUGUUCCACAAUUAAAACUUCCCCUUUUCCAGUGUUCCCGUACAUCAAAGUUUGUCCGACUAGACACCGUUAAGCUAUUAACAAAUUUUCAGCUUGGUAUUAAUAAACUUUUUUGGUACACGGGAUCCAUGCCUAUUAGGUCUGGAUCCCGCGUAUGCAAAAAAAGUUGAUUAUUAGCAAGCUGAAAAUUUGUUAAUAGCUUAAGGGUGUCUAGUCGGAUAAACUUUGAUUUAUGGGAACACUGGAACAGGGGCAGUUUUAAUUGUGGAACAGGUUAAAAAUUUGGAAUGGUCAGACCAAGAAAACGGCACAUUUAUUUUGUCCGACGGAAUAGACUUAAACUCUCCGAACAGAGAUUAAACUCUCAUCCAAAAAUCAGACCGCUAUUUAUCACCUGUCAUAAUUCCUGUCAUUUGACAUAUUCUACAUGUUCCACUCAUUAAAACGCCCAGUUGGUGAUAAAUAGCAGUCUGAUUGUUGCAUGAGAGUUUAAUCUCUGUUCGGAGACUUUAAGUCUGUUCUGUCGGACAAAAUACAUGUGCCGUUUUCGUGGUCUGACCGUUCCAAAUUUUUAACCUGUUCCACAAUUAAAACUGCCCCUGUUUCAGUGUUCCCAUAUAUCAAAGUUUGUCCGACUAGACACCCUUAAGCUAUUAACAAAUUUUCAGCUUGCUAUUAAUUAACUUUUUUUUCAUACGCGGGAUCCAGACCUAUAUCUCAAAUAGGUCGGGAAUAUUAAUAAAUAAAUUAAAAUGUUUCAAAAUUACUAAAAACAUCAUUUUUUCUACCUUUCUUGCUUUUAUAACUUUAAAACGAUUCAUUUUGGUGGGGUCAUACUUAAAUAAAAUAGCGAUAAUUGAAUUUUCUAAAAUGUUUUAAUUUAUUAGCCUUGCUGUAAAAUAGCAAUAAAUACAAAAAAGAGGGAAAACGAGCCUUUUCUUAUUUAUUGUUUUUCAUCCACUAAUAUGAUUGCACUAGGACCUUUAUAAUUUGACUAGAAAAUCUUUAUAGUUUAAUAAAAUAAAUAGUCCACAUUAACAUAUAUUUAGGUAUAGUCGGUUCGCUAAAUCAGAAACAACUGGCUAGUAAUUUUAGUAGGUAAUUUUUUUGUUUUUGGUCAAUUUUGCCAAAAUUGGCAAAAUUACUAACUAUUGAGUAAUUAUUAACUAUUUUGUAAUUAUUUUUUUGCCAAUUUUACCAAAUUGGCAGAGUUAUUUACUAAAAUCACUAGCCAGUUGUGUCUGAGUUUAGCGAACCGACUAUAAAAGAUUUCGCAUAAUAAUUUUGCAAUCUUAAUUUUUCUUUAGAUACAAUUUUUUACGUAUGCUGAUUUUGAACAUGAACAAUUUUAAUUUAUAAAAUCUAAGAAAAAAAACAUGAAUGUAAAAAUAUAUUUUAUUUUUAUAUCGGCGCCCCUCAAAAUUUGGUGCCCGGCUUGCCCACCCCUUUAUCCGGCACCGCAUAAAGCACUGGUUUGGAUUUGGAAACCACAGUUUACUACCUAUGUGAACAGUAUUAAAACUGCUAAUAAAGUAAUAAGAGACUUAAAUUAUUUUCAUAAGUUAAUAAAAUUCAAAGAAAAUGUUAUUUAAGUAUACCCUUAUAAGUACACGAAAUUUCUUUAAAGAUAAAACUUCGGAGAUGCUACGUGUUCUCCUAUUAUUUCAUGGGUUGGAAGCUUGGACAUUAAAGAAAGAUGUUUCGGACAGAUUAGAAGCCUUCGAAUUAUGGGCCUACAGAAGGAUAUUAAGAAGUUGUGUGGAUAGAGUUACCACUGGCGAAGCGUGCAUGUAACCACUGUUACCAUUGGUAACAGUUAAAAAUCUUGCAAAUAAAUAUUUUAUGACGAUGAAAUGACGUAUUUCAGUAGCCCUGUUACCAGAUUUAAAUUUGGUUACAGUACCUAUAAAAAGUGUGCGUGGAGUUAACCAUGAAUGAGUGUCGCUGCGUAAUCGAUCCACUACUUGAAAAGUAAUUCUCCUUGUAUAAUUUUGAAGAAAAAAAUGAGAUUAUUGAAAAUGAAAGACCUAUUUUAAACAAUUUAAAAAAGGAAUCAAAAAAGUAGUUCGAUAUUUUAAAUUUAGUUGUUACAGUGAAAAUCCUUGGUUAUGUGGUUGCAAGAAAAAUAGACUGUAUUGUUGGCCAUGUCUUCUGGUUUCUACAGGAAAAUGGGUGGACCAGGUUCACGAUUUAAAUAGUUUUAGAGUUUUAAAAAAGAAACGUGAAAUUUCUCCGUUACCUACAUGUAAGAUGUAUACCCAAUUUGAUUCAGUUUGGCAAAACAAGAAUCGAAAGGUCUCUUAACCCAGCUUUUAAAGCAAAUAUUGCUAAACAUAAUAAGUUUGUUAAACAAUAGAUAGGUAUAUCCUUAGCACACUUAUAAUAGAUACCGUAUGUUUUUUGGUCAAACAAGAAUUAGCGUUUCGUGGUCAUUUUGAGGGCGACGACUCUGACAAUCGAAGCAAUUACAGGGAAUUGUUAACAUUCAUUGUCAAAAAAGAUCAAAAAUUUUGCCAACAUCUAGAAACAUCAACUGUUUUUUCAAGAGUUUGAAGUGAUAUACAAAAUGAUAUUAUUAUACCUAUAUACACAUUUAGCCAUAUCUUCAUUUUUUUUAAAUAAGAUUUUUUGCAUCUGGUUUUGGUAACACUUUAGAAAAAGUCACGCGUCGCCACUGAGAGUUACCAAUGUCGAGGUGUUGAAAAGAAUGGGAAAAGAUGAAGAGGUUUUAAAUACAAUUAAAAUUAGACAACUAUAAUAUCUGGGACAUGUCAUGAGGGGCAAGCGUUAGAACUUGUUGUUAUUAAUAUACAAGGAAAAAUACAGGGUAGAAGGAGUCGUGGAAGAAGACACAUCUCCUGGUUAAAAAAUCGAGAGCUGGGUUUAACUGCACUUCUGCUGAUCUCUUUAGAGCAGCGGUAUCGAAAGUGCGAAUUGCCAUGAUGGUUGCCAACCUUCUUAGAGGUGAUGGCACAUCAAGAAGACAGGUUAAAAUAGCGAUACAGUGAUUUAUAACCAAGCACUUAGGGAUGGUUACAAGCUAGAGCUUAGCUCGGUUUGUUUCUUUUGAGCCGAGCCGAGCUGAAUUCGAAACGAGCUGAGCUUUCCUUAACGAGCUUGUCAAUAUUUUAGCUAAUGCUCUAAUACUUUUUCUAAUUCAUUUAUUUCUGCUACGAUUGACACUUAUGUUUGAGAGUAAGUAAUUUAGACUACAAAUAUGUAUUUUUAAUAUACAGUGUGUCCGUAAAUUGCUACGUAUAUUGAAUUUUACAUUCAUUAUUACGUUUUCAAGCUCGGUUCGGUUCGAACGAGCUACGAGCCAAGCCGACACGAGCCACAAGCUCAACUUGCAGCUCGAAGUUCAAGCCGAGCUUGGGCCGAGCUCAAGCUUGUCAAUAGUUCGGCUCGGCUGGCCUCGAGUGCAUCCCUACGAAAUACUGUAUUAUUUGCUCGCGAGAAAGGAACACACUUGCUUUGCGAACUUGAGAUGAACUGCCUUUAAUUUUGUUAGAUGCAUUUUGAUGCACAUUAAUCUUAAUGAGACACGUCUGGUGUUUUUAUAGAACACAACGCGUUUACACUUAUAAUCGAAAAUCUUUAUCCGUAAAGAGGUACAGUCUGUUCCAAAAGAUUCAACAUACAAUAUUUAUGAAAAACGGGAACAAAAUAAAAUUAAUUUAAAUUGUUGUUUUUGCAACAUUAGUACAUUGUUUACCGGGUAGGAAAAGCUUAACAUUCCUGGACGACUGUGUCGUCAGCACAGAGUCCAGGAAUGUGGCUUUUCCUACGAGGUAAACAUACUAUUUUUCCGCAAAUCGUUUAAAAUUCGACAGAUAUUGAUUGAUUUAAAAAAACGCGAUAAUUUUAUUCCCAAAUAAAUGGUGCUUUGAAAUUCCUAAUAAAAUUACUUGGGUUACUAUGGAAACGUAUUGAGGUUGAAUUGUCAAACUUGACGCUUAUAAAUUUAAUUGCUGGUGUUCUCGAAAGUAAAAUGAUAAGUAAUGAUGAAAUUUCCAUUCCUGGGACUCCUCCAGAGCUGGUUGAGGCAGUGAAUACUGCUUCAUUAGAAUUAUUGCCAAAGAAAUCAAGAGAAAAGUACGAAAAUGCAUACAGACGUUUUAUGGAUUAUUAAUAAUUUUCUAUCAUUUAUGUAGAACACUAACAACUGUACGGAAAUAUCAUUUCCUUACAGUAAGGAAAUGACAUUUCCUUACAGUAAGGAAGUCCUGACUUUUUCUUCAAGAAAUUUUGACAGGAAUGUCAAAAUUUCCUGGCGAUUUGCGGAAAAAUCUUUUUAUCUUUAAUACUUUAUUAGUAGGUUUAGUAAGCAACCUGAUACAUUGUGAUUUUUAGUAAUUAGGAAUUUAAAGAUAAUAAUUUUGCAAGCGUAGGAACCUAUCAUUUUAAGAUUAAUUUUGAACGUUGAAUUUUUGUCGCUGAAUUUUUGACGUUUGUAAAAAUGUAAAUAGCAAGCUUGACUCAGGGUUAACGUAUCUAAUAAAUAAUUGUAGUGUGCAACAAUUCAACUGUGAUCUCUAAAUUUAUUAUUAAUUUUAAACUAAUACUACACAGUCCAAAAGUUUACGAAAAAUCGAACUCGGCAGUAUUAUACAGGGUGUCCCCGAAAAUAGUGCGUUUCUUUAAGGUAUGGAUAUAAUGCACAAUUUAGAACAAAAAAGUCGUAUAACAUUUUUUUCCAAAGUUACCCGUUUCCAAUAAAAAAAAUACAUUGUUUUCCAUAUAAGUGAAUUUUUAUUUUCAUAAAUUUGAAUGGCAUGGCAACGUGGCCUACAAGAACUUGCUGUGACUGUGGAAAUUUAACCUAAUAACCCCUUGUUUAUUUACUAUUAAGGUGUGAUUUUUGGGGUUGUUGACAUCAUAGGUACCUACCUGCAAAAUAAUGGAUAUGGGUUUGGUUGAUAUUUACAUUAUUUUACCUACCAGAUGCAACUGACCUACAAACCUACUUUUUUAAUCUAGAUUUUUGAGUUUAGCGUUGUUGCCAGACUUCAAUUUGCAUAUCAAAAUGUAUUUUCGUUUUUUGGCCAAACGGAUCAAUUUAGAAAAAAAUGUUAUAACACUUUUUUGCACUACAUUGUGCCUUCUACCUAUACCUUUAAGGAACGCACUAUUUUCGGGGACACACUGUAUCUUAUUUUUUAUGUCAUAAAUUGAAUUCACGACUUACUUCAGCUAAGCGAUUUAAGCGAUUUAAUAACCACAUUAUAAUUUAUGUUUGAUUGACUUGAAGAAGGCAUUUGACAUAGUAGGGCUUGAAAAUGUAAUACAUUUCUUGUACAAUGAAGAGAUGAAGUUAGCAUUGAACAAGUAAUGGAAAUAAAUUACCUUACACUGUCCAGCUUCAGCUAGACAGGGCCUCGAUUUUUGACUCUUCGCUUCGUUAUCGAUCAUUCGCUAUCUGUACACUAAACAGAUACGAAGCGAAUACGUUCGAUAACGAAGCGAAGGGUCAAAAAUCGAGGUCGAGGCCUUCGAUUUUUGACCCUUCGCUUCGUUAUCGAUCAUUCGCUAUCUGUACACUAAACUACUAAACAGAUACGAAGCGAAUACGUUCGAUAACGAAGCGAAGGGCCAAAAAUCGAGAUCAAGAGACGUUGAAAAGAAAUCCGAGAUCAAGUAUAAUAAAAAGCAAAUAGAUUUAGCACAAUGCCUUGAUAACACUAUUUGGUGUAAUCGACAUAUUAAUUGAUACGAAAUCAAGAAUCUAUAAGGUCAGUAUAAGACCAAUAAUGACGUAAGCAUCAGAAUCAUGACCUAAGGCAUAAGACAUCCAAAUCAUAGACAGUGCUGCAGCAGAAACGAGCUAAGAAAUACAGGAAACACACUGAGAGACCGAAUAAAGAGUGACGACCUUAGAACAAAAUGUAAUGUACAGAUUAUAAACGAGUGAAGACCAAAUAGAAAAAAGAAUGGAACAAUCAGAUCAGUAGACUGGCCGACACAAGAAUCGCUAUAGGUGAAUUUGUGAUUUAGUAUACGGUAAUUAUGGUUGAGAGUAUGGAAGAGUAACAAACUUUACUAUAACUUAUAGAUGCAGUAAAUAGCGAAUGCGCCCAAAUGGGACUUGACAUUAACAACACUGGACGGUUAGAGCAAAUAGUUGAGAGGAUCGAAGACUUUGAAUUUUGGACUGGACAAUCAUGGAGGUAGCGGAAUUAUUCCUCGCUUGUAAGACCAGAGAAACUUUUAUAAAUGUGGUUGCCAACCUCCUUUGAUUGGGAUGACAUAGGAAGAUAUUGUAACUGUACACACUGUACCUACGUUUGUAUUGUAACUAUUUUUAUGACCAUGUUGUCGAAACAUAUAAGCCUAAAUGAAAAAACUCUUUCACUAUGUGACAACUACAAUUCAUGAAUCGGUUGUUGGUAAACUUGUGGGUACUGUAGUACAUACUAUAUAAGUCCGGCUUGCUACAGUUUAUACUCAAAAUAAUAGCAAUAACUUUUUAUCUAUCUAACACAUAUCAGUUAUAAGUGCAAACAAUGACAAAUAAUGCUUGAAGUGCUGUUUUAAUAAAAUAAUUUUUAGACAAACCUUAAUAUUAAGUUGGAAAUUUACAAUCACCUAAAAAUUUAUUGAAAUGUUAUAAUAAAUUAUACUUCUAUUGUU
Diabrotica virgifera virgifera (western corn rootworm) is the source of this 10352-nucleotide messenger RNA. RefSeq lists its product as uncharacterized. The transcript is spliced from 10 exons. The record is from RefSeq and is a predicted model, not a curated record. Bases 262 to 1590 code for a protein of 442 amino acids. NCBI's taxonomy places the organism in Eukaryota, Metazoa, Arthropoda, Insecta, Coleoptera, Chrysomelidae.